ACAGAAGAAAAGAUAUAAAUACAGCAGCAAAAAACAAAUGGAAUAAAAAAUAUCAAAAAGAAGAAAAUAUGCAAAUAGAAAUUACCAAAAUUAUAGAUAAAGCAGAAAUAGAAACAACAGAAGAAGAAAUGCAGAUAGCAGAUAAGUUAGAUAGCUAA
Scutellospora calospora is the source of this 158-nucleotide messenger RNA. The record is from the annotation of a GenBank genome assembly. Lineage: Eukaryota; Fungi; Glomeromycota; Glomeromycetes; Diversisporales; Gigasporaceae.